This is a messenger RNA of Hyaloperonospora brassicae, 894 nucleotides long. The record is from the annotation of a GenBank genome assembly. NCBI's taxonomy places the organism in Eukaryota, Oomycota, Peronosporomycetes, Peronosporales, Peronosporaceae.
AUGCAUCUGAUGGAAGGAGAGUUUGAAGACGACGUGGUGGACGCAAUGGAUCUCCAGCAGCAGCAGCAGCAGCAGCGGACCAAGUGCGUGAUGUACCCGCCGCGGCUUAUGGUGGACUUCAAGAGCUUGGGGGUGGAAGCACUGAAACGCUACGGCAAAUUCUACCAUCUCAAGCUGAGCGAGGACUGGACAAAAGAAGAGCUGGCGGCUCAGGUGGCACGUCACUUUGAUCUGUCGCUGGACGUGGAGGAAGACGACUCGAUCGUUGCGUUCAUGCAGCGGCUGCGCAAUGGUGAGCGGACGGCAGUGAAGCGCUCAGCUGUGCGUGAGAAGGAGCGGAAGGCACUGGUAACAGCAGAGAAAGCCAAGCACAAGUCGACGAGUCGCAAGCGCCAACGCGAUCAUUCCGUGUCGAUGUCGUCGGGACGCAGCGCGAAUAACAACAGGUCGAGUCACACUGCGAGCAUUUCUACUGCUGGCAACGCGCCUAAUCACGGACAUGGCAGUAGCCACUCGAGUGGGGCGCCGAGCGGUAGCCACAGCAGUCGGAGCCAUGGAAGCGAAGGCCGCAAAGCGCCUCCGAACAGUUCGAAACUCUCGAAUGCGUCGGGCGGCAAGACGAAGAAGACCAAGAAGGACGCAGACGCGGGCGAAGACAAUGAACUCUACUGCAUCUGCAACCUCCCGAGCUACGGCAAUAUGAUUGCUUGCGACGGCAAGACGUGUCCGAACCCGUCGCAGUGGUACCAUCUCGAGUGUGUCGGCCUUGCUGACGGUCGCCACCCAGACACAUGGUUAUGUCCCGAGUGCGACCCCAAAGGCUUCUCGAAUGGCGCUGCCAAUUGCCACAAGAAGAAGAAGAACAAACGCUCCAAGUCGCCUGGCAACAAGUAA